Messenger RNA from Coregonus sp. 'balchen', 12472 nucleotides. NCBI's taxonomy places the organism in Eukaryota, Metazoa, Chordata, Actinopteri, Salmoniformes, Salmonidae. The record is from the annotation of a GenBank genome assembly.
GUUUACAAAGUGAUGGUCAAUGUAGGAAGACAUGAGUGGUUUGUCUUCAGGCGAUACGCAGAAUUUGACAAGCUCUACAACACAGUAAGUGGAAGUGUUACUGUGUUUUAAAUACAUGUUGUAAUAAGACUGCAGGCUUCCUUUCUUACUAAACCUUUUCGUCAGAUAUCAGCUGGCUAAACUGGGCCAAGCUCGGUUUUUAUGAAAACAGAAUCCCUUAUCUUAUCAGAAGUUUUAACUUUGAAGGUCGUAGCUUUUUUUGAGACUCGAGGAGGUGAAAGCUGUGGAGCUGAUGGCGUAAGACGUGUUAAUGACAUUUCACACAUGUUAUAUCACACACUGUAUUUAGACUACUGUGGAUUUGUGUGUAGUUGACAUUUAGAAAAUGAGGUAAUUAAACUCUCAUGAUUGGGGUAGAGAUGGAGAGGCGUUUUUGUCCCCAUUCUUAUCUUUGAUAUAAUCUGAUUUGUCUCUUUUCUUUUUAUGCAGUUGAGGAAACAGUUUCCAUCUUUGAACUUGAAAAUCCCAGCCAAGAGAAUAUUUGGGGACAACUUUGACCCAGGUACCAUAUUGAUUAAUCUAUCGUUGUCUGGUAAAAGUACAGUACACUACCUGUAACAGUACUAGUGUUUUUAGUAGAUCAGAAUUCAUGUCCCUCUGUUCUCCACUGUACUUCAGCCCAGUAAUUUGUAUGUACAUAUAUACAGUGAGGGGAAAAAAGUAUUUGAUCCCCUGUUGAUUUUGUACGUUUGCCCACCGACAAAGACAUGAUCAGUCUAUAAUUUUAAUGGUAGGUUUAUUUGAACAGUGAGAGACAGAAUAACAACAACAAAAUCCAGAAAAACGCAUGUCAAAAAUGUUAUGAAUUGAUUUGCAUUUUAAUGAGGGAAAUAAGUAUUUGACCCCUCUGCAAAACAUGACUUAGUACUUGGUGGCAAAACCCUUGUUGGCAAUCACAGAGGUCAGACGUUUCUUGUAGUUGGCCACCAGGUUUGCACACAUCUCAGGAGGGAUUUUGUCCCACUCCUCUUUGCAGAUCUUCUCCAAGUCAUUAAGGUUUCAAGGCUGACGUUUGGCAACUCGAACCUUCAGCUCCCUCCACAGAUUUUCUAUGGGAUUAAGGUCUGGAGACUGGCUAGGCCCCUCCAGGACCUUAAUUUGCUUCUUCUUGAGCCACUCCUUUGUUGCCUUGGCCGUGUGUUUUGGGUCAUUGUCAUGCUGGAAUACCCAUCCACGACCCAUUUUCAAUGCCCUGGCUGAGGGAAGGAGGUUCUCAUCCAAGAUUUGACGGUGCAUGGCCCCGUCCAUCGUCCCUUUGAUGCGGUGAAGUUGUCCUGUCCCCUUAGCAGAAAAACACCCCCAAAGCAUAAUGUUUCCACCUCCAUGUUUGACUGUGGGGAUGGUGUUCUUGGGGUCAUAGGCAGCAUUCCUCCUCCUCCAAACACAGCGAGUUGAGUUGAUGCCAAAGAGCUCGAUUUUGGUCUCAUCUGACCACAACACUUUCACCCAGUUCUCCUCUGAAUCAUUCAGAUGUUCUUUGGCAAACUUCAGACGGGCCUGUAUAUGUGCUUUCUUGAGCAGGGGGACCUUGCGGGCGCUGCAGGAUUUUAGUCCUUCACGGCGUAGUGUGUUACCAAUUGUUUUCUUGGUGACUAUGGUCCCAGCUGCCUUGAGAUCAUUGGACAAGAUCCUCCCGUGUAGUUCUGGGCUGAUUCCUCACCGUUCUCAUGAUCAUUGCAACUCCACGAGGUGAGAUCUUGCAUGGAGCCCCAGGCUGAGGGAGAUUGACAGUUAUUUUGUGUUUCUUCCAUUUGCGAAUAAUGGUCUUGUAGCCCAUUCCAGCCUUGUGUAGGUCUACAAUCUUGUCCCUGACAUCCUUGGAGAGCUCUUUGGUCUUGGCCAUGGUGGAGAGUUUGGAAUCUGAUUGAUUGAUUGCUUCUGUGGACAGGUGUCUUUUUAUACAGGUAACAAGCUGAGAUUAGGAGCACUCCCUUUAAAAGUGUGCUCCUAAUCUCAGCUCGUUACCUGUAUAAAAGACACCUGGGAGCCAGAAAUCUUUCUGAUUGAGAGGGGGUCAAAUACUUAUUUCCCUCAUUAAAAUGCAAAUCAAUAUAUAACAUUUUUGACAUGCGUUUUUCUGGAUCUUUUUGUUGUUAUUCUGUCUCUCACUGUUCAAAUAAACCUACCAUUAAAAUUAUAGACUGAUCAUUUCUUUGUCAGUGGGCAAACGUACAAAAUCAGCAGGGGAUCAAAUACUUUUUUCCCUCACUGUACAUAUGACAAACUGGAUUAUGGAUGGUAUGAAACUAGAGCAGAACAACUAAGUGAUUUUGCAUCAUAUUUGCUUGUGUGCUUCCAUUUCCAUUGUCUUUCAUUUGUGAAUACAGGGUCAAUAUUAAAUAUACGAUUUAUAUUUCCAUUUCUUUUAUUAGAGUUUAUCAAGCAAAGAAGAACAGGUUUACAUGAGUUCAUUCAGAGACUGGUCUCACAUCCUCAGCUCAGCAACCAGUAAGUAUUCUACAACUGACUUUAUGGUACAUUUAUUUUUAGAAAAUAGCCAGAUUAUUGCGCUGUACUCAGAUAGUUUGACAAAUCGAUCUGUAUCCCUUUAUGCAAGUGUGAAGCCCCUUAUACAAGUAGGAAGUUACCCCUAGAAACUGAUCCAAGGUCAGUUUUGUUUUUUCUCCCCUAAUGGGUAUGGUUAGGAUCUAGGGAUGAUAAGAUGAUCCUAGAUCUGUGACAAAGGGAGCAUAUGUAACCCUGUUUUAUGGCGGUAUCUCCUGAUCCAGUUAUAUUUAACAUGGAGUCUAAAAGCAGUGCAACUCUAACAGCAGUGCCUUUGUCUGUCAAACCCCUAACAUGUGACCUCUCUCGCCAACUAUCUGAUAGGCCUGAUGUCAGAGCAUUCCUGCAGAUGGACAAAUCUCAAAACUUCUCAGACGCAUCAGAAGACGAAGAUGACAAGGUAGGUGAUGACAGACAGUAUGAUGUCUGAGGGAAGGAGAUAUGACUGUUUCAUAGAUUGAGCGGUCAUGUCUUUCAACUGAAGAAAUGUCACAUAUUUCCUAGAGGUUGCGUUGAAUAACAUCUCUGCUCUGAUACAGCACAAAUAAAUACUUGGAAGUAUUGAAUAUUCUAUUUUCAAUGUGUGAUCAUUGAUUGCAUUAUACAACAGUAAUAAUGCAGCAGAUGCAUGUUUUGCAUUAUCAGCAUUGUCAUUCUGUAUAGUAUGUGUGGUUCAAACCCCUUGAGACUUCCUGGUAGAAUAAAGGUUUAGAUCCUAUGGCCUCACUUUUUAACCUGCAUUAAACCUGUGUUUUUAACUUAGAUAAUCUGUUCUCUCUCUGGUUUACAGAACAGCUCUACCUCCAGAAAUAUUAACCUGGGAUCGUCUGGAAAUCCACAGUAGGUUACAUACACAGUCUUGCGUUGAAUUGAGGCCUGCAGAUAUUUCUGUUUUACCUGUGUAAAUUUGUGUGCUUUCUGGAUGUCUUUUUCUUCUAAGUAACCUUUGCAGGCCUUGUCAUAGCCAUUCAUUUGUUCUAAAAAUAUAUUUCUAGACACUUUCACUUAUUUUUUUUGCCAACCUUUUUUGUUUUCCACAUUUCAGUGCAAAGCCCACAGACUUUGACUUUCUUAAAGUCAUCGGAAAGGGGAGCUUUGGAAAGGUAUGUGAUUAUGUAUAAAACAGUAUAUGUACGUUACGUAGGGUUGCAAAAUUCCGGGAACUUUCAAUACAUUUCCUGGUUUUCCAGAAAUCCUAGUUGGAGGAUUCUGGAAUUCCUGCUUAUUCCCUCCUGAUUCCGGAAUCCUCCAACUGGGAUUUCAGAAAAACCAAGGAAUUUAUUGAAAGUUUUGCAACCCUAAUAUUACAGCCCUUUUGAAUGUCUUGGGCACACUUGUCAAGCUCACUCCACAGAGGGCCGAGUGUCUGCGGGUUUUCGCUCCUCCCUUGGACUUGAUUGAUGAAUUAAGGUCACUAAUUAGUAAGGAACUCUCCUCACCUGGUUGUCUAGGUCUUAGGAAAAACCAAAAACCAGCAGACACUAGACCCUCCAUGGAAUGAGUUUGACACCCCUGGUCUUGGGUCUUGAAGUAGGUCACUCAAAAGAGAAACUCAUAGCAACACAAACAAUGAAUAUUGAAACAAUCAGGUAUUUAGUUUAGUCUUUCCAGUGUGGUAACAAAAACAGUUUUACUACUUUGUCUAUUAUUAGAUACCCUUUCUAUUUGGGAAGUGAUAGUCUUACAGUUCUGGAUUUUCACUGCCUCAUUGUUGGUACUGUAUUGUCCCUGCUGUUGUAACUGGGGGGUUUAACAGCGAGUCCACCAUGCCUUCUCUUCUCGCCCAUGUGAAGGUUCUCCUUGCAAAACGGAAACUGGACGGGAAGUAUUAUGCAAUCAAGGUCCUGCAGAAAAGGGUAAUCCUCAACAGGAGAGAGGUAAUUUAUUCUAAAGUACUAUUGAAUUGGAAAUGUUUCUUAUUCUGUUUCUCGAUGUUGGGUACGUUAUCCCCAAUAAUACAAUGUUUCCUGUUUCCACCAGCAAAAACACAUCAUGGCGGAGCGCAAUGUGCUACUGAAGAACAUGAAACACCCCUUCCUGGUCGGCUUGCAUUAUUCUUUCCAGACGACAGACAAGUUGUACUUCGUCUUGGAUUUUGUCAACGGGGGAGAAGUGAGUAGUUUCACUUUUCUAAAUAAUAGACACACAGUGUUGAGUCAUUGAGGUCAAAACACAGGAAACCUGCUAAAAAAGUCCCCUGGGAUAUGACCCCUGACCUGAGGGCAAGGACCCUUAUAAACUUUGGGUCCGGUUCCACAGACCCAGAUUCAAUAGAAUUUACAUUGAAAGUUUAUAGCCAGUUUAUACACUAUCCAAACAGAAUCUGCUGCGAUCCACUCCCAACCCACCAUUUGAGAAGCACUGGUUUAAGCUAUACUGGUUUAAGCUAUACUGGUUUAAGCUAUACUGGUUUAAGCUAUACUGGUUUAAGCUAUACUGGUUUAAGCUAUACUGGUUUAAGCUAUACUGGUUUAAGCUAUACAGGUUUAAGCUAUACAGGUUUAAGCUAUACAGGUUUAAGCUAUACAGGUUUAAGCUAUACAGGUUUAAGCUAUACAGUAGGUGUUGAUAAACUCAUUCAUUUUGAAGCUCAACGCCUCCUUUUCAAUAAAAGGAACUGUGCAGUUGGCGAGAGCUGAAUUUCCACAUUUGAAUAAACGCAUCCUGACCACUAGUGCAGCGUUUGCCAAUGUAACUCUUAUAAAAAUAUUUAUUAGUAUUUAUAUACAUUCCAUUCUGGGACUGUCAAAAAGAGCCAAAACCAAGAGUGGUUCAGACAGGAUAUUGAAGGUUUGUAUUGUUUCUCUAACAUUGGUAUAAUGUCCAGUCUGUAAAAAUAUUUUGACAGUAUUAAAAUAUUACAGAUAUUUUUACAAAAAAGCUACAGAGGUCUAUGGAUAUUCCAGAUCUGAAGGCUAUGUGCUUUAGCUAACGUCUCUGAUUAUCAUUGUCAUCAGUAUGUGCUUUAGCUGGGGGGGCUAUGCUAGAUAUCUCCUCCUGAUUCUGAGAACAUGCAGUCCAGGUAGCUACACGUUUUGUUUUUCCAGGGAGCAGAGGCUAAUCUCGUAGCUCAUGUCAUGUUGAUGCUAGUACUCAGGCACUCAGUUAAUCCCCACAACGUGCUGCUUGAGUCAAUUGUAAUAGUGAAGUGGAAUUUGCAGACAGGGCAGGAACUUUGACCCACGGCUCUGUGUCAUGACUCAGCUACAAUUGCUGUUAGCAACCUGGGCUAAAUAUUGUGGAAAUAUCACGUCAUGUUCCUAUUGUGUCCAUUAGUUCACUAUGUCCUUUGGAACUGUCUCACUGUCCUCUAUCAUUCCAGCUCUUCUUCCAUCUUCAAAAAGAACAGACCUUUCCGGAACCCAGAGCCAAGUUCUACAUCGCAGAAAUGGCAAGCGCAAUGGGCUAUCUGCAUUCUCUCAACAUAGUUUACAGGUACGUGGAUUGUGUGUUUGUGCGUAUGUAACAAUUUGUGUGUGGGCUUUGGCUCAACAGGCUAACAGACCCAUGUUCAAAUCCAGUUAGUGUUGCAAAGGCUGAAUUGGAUAAAUGAGUCAAAUUAGCUGCCUGGUUGUCAUUGCUCUGGUACACCAGCGGGCUGCUGGAGGUCUGUAGUAGAGAAUUCAUGUUCUAAGGCAGGGGUGUCAAACGUACGGCCCGCGGGCCGGAUCAGGCCCGCAAACGGGUUUAAUCCGGCCCGCGAGAUGAUUUCGGAAAAAACAAAAAAAAGAUUUUUUUUUUUUUUUUUUUUUGUAAAGUAUAAAAAUGCGCUGCAAUUUUUCAAUAAAAUAAACUGCUGUUCCAAUUGCGUCCACUGGAUGGCGCAAUAGCAAUUGUGUUACAUUUACAUUUACGUCAUUUAGCAGACGCUCUUAUCCAGAGCGACUUACAGUUAGCACAUACAUUAUUUUAUCGAACCCACAACCCUGGCGUUGCAAACGCCAUGCUCUACCAACUGAGCUACAUCCCUGCCGGCCAUUCCCUCCCCUACCCUGGACGACGCUGGGCCAAUUGUGCGCCGCCCCAUGGGUCUCCCGGUCGCGGCCGGCUACGACAGAGCCUGGAUUCGAACCAGGAUCUCUAGUGGCACAGCUAGCACUGCGAUGCAGUGCCUUAGACCACUGCGCCACUCGGGAGACUGUGUUAAGCAAGCAAACUGUUUAUACCGGGGCAGAGCAAGUAGGUCAAGCACGUGCAGCCAAUGAGCUACUUUGUUUUGCCCGCGAUAUUUAUUACGGCUUCUACUUUUAACAUUAUGUGCUUUGGCACCCUCAUUGACCAAUAUGUCUCUGUCAAAAAAGAGAAAAGUGGACGCAGAGUGCAGAGUGUUCCAAGAAAAAUGGUCAUCCUAUUUAUUCACGGAAUUGAAUGGGAAAGCUGUAUGUUUGGUGUGUUCAGAGCAUGUUGCAGUGCUGAAAGAAUAUGAGUCUUCAUGCCGACAAAUAUGACAACUUUCAAGGACAGCGGAGAUGAGAGAAGGUGAAUGAACUGUUGGCGGGUCUGAAGAAACAGCAGUCUGUGUUUACUCACAGCCGAGACAUCAGUGACGCUGCAGUGAAAGCUAGCUACCUCAUUGCUAAUGAAAUCGCAGUGGCUUCAAAACCAUUUAGUGAGGGUGAAUUUGUAAAAACAUGCAUGAUGAAGGCAGCGGAGAUUGUGUGCCCUGAAAAGCGGCAGGCUUUUGCAAAUAUCAGCCUGACAAGAAACACAGUUGCAGACAGGAUUUCCGAUCUUUCAGUGGAUUUGGACAGCCAGUUGAAGCAAAAAGUAAAGUCAUUUAUUGCGUUUUCGGUUGCAAUUGAUGAAAGCACGGACAUUACAGAUGUUGCACAACUGGCCAUUUUCAUCCGCGGAGUUGAUGACACAUUGACCGUCACCGAGGAGUUCGUGGAGUUGGUGCCGAUGACAGAUACAACGACAGCAGCUGAUAUUUUUACCGCACUCGUCGGCGCGCUGGACAGGGUCGGAGUGGACUGGUCCCGCGCUGUCAGCCUGGCUACAGAUGGUGCGCCCUCAAUGAUCGGGAAAAAAGCAGGCGUUGUGACAAAGUUCCGAGAGAAAGUGCAAUCUGCAAAUGGAGGACGUGAUUUUUGGACUUUUCACUGUAUUUUGCACCAGGAUGCUUUGUGUUGCAAGUCAUUAAAGAUGGAUAACAUCAUGAAGGUGGUCAUCCAAACUGUUAAUUUCAUCCGAUCCAGAAGCCUGAAUCAUCGUCAGUUUGACAGCCUUCACAGAGAGAAAGACCACAUCUAUGGCCUGCCAUACCACACUGAGGUAAGAUGGUUAAGCCGAGGUGCUGUGCUGAGGCGUUUCUUUGAUUUACGAGAAGAAAUUGAACAGUUCAUGGAAGAAAAGGGCAAACCAGUGUUAGAAUUUCAUUCCGCAGAAUGGAUGCAGGACCUUGCAUUUAUGGUGGAUGUUACAGAGCACCUGAAUAACUUGAACAAACAGCUGCAAGGGCGCAACAAAGUUGUCACGCAGUAUUAUGACAGCAUACGUUCUUUCAAGUUGAAGCUGUCAUUGUGGGAGACGCAACUUGCCGGUGGUGAUGCAGCUCACUUCCCCUGUCUGAAAAAUGUGUGCGCGACCCAACAUGUGGCAGACAUGAAGCGGUUCAAAGAUAAAAUAACGGGACUGUUACGGGAGUUUGAGCAACGCUUUCAGAUUUAUGUUUAUGUUUUUAUGUUGAUGUGCUAUUGUUUUUAAUUGAUUUUAUUUGUAUAUUUAACCUAUUCUUGACUCUGUGGUUCUUGCACUUGUUUGGGGAACAGGAUUUCAUUAUUUUUAUCUACAUUUCUGCCUGAGAAAUGACACCCUGAUAUAGUUCUGUGAAUCACUGAGGCAUUGUGUGUUUGUGUGUUCUUUGUCCUCAGAACUUUCAAAUAACUUGAGGUGUUUUAUGAUUAAUAGUGAUGUUGUGCUUGUACUAUUUUGGACACACUGUCCUCAGGCUCCAGCUUUAUGUUGUAUGUUGAUCGUAUUAAAACAAAGAAAACAAUCUGAAGUUGUUGUUUUUAAGUUAUAUAUCCCAUAAUUUUUCCGGUCCGGCCCACUUGGGAAUAGAUUUUCCUCCAUGUGGCCCCUGAGCUAAAAUGAGUUUGACACCCCUGUUCUAAGGUUUCCUAUGCUGUAAAACACUGUUUUCCACAAUAACUAUCCUGAAUGAGAAAUGCAUGCAACACACAUCCCCUUAUCAAUUAGUGGGAAAAGUCCCACUUCUAAUGGCAUCUCAUGUGAAAUUCCUGGAACUUUGUGAACAUUUGAAGUGUUCCUAUUUAUAGCCAUCCGCUGUAGUAAUUUUCAUUAAGUCAAACGUCACUGCAGUCACGGUUGGAAGUGCAGAAUCAUACAUUAACUGACAUGUGAGGGCAAUUUUCCCUUAACACGGGUGUAUCCCCUUAACUCCUCAUAGGACCUCAAGCCAUUCACUCUGCCUGUGGUUUUAGUUUAGUGUAAUGCUGGUUCUGUUACUCAUGUACAUUGUAAUCAACUGGAUCAUGUCUGGAUGCAAAUCGCUAAGAUUAAAUAACCCCUCUGUUGCUCUUCAAUUGGCCACUUUCCAGGAAGUAGUAAGAUUAUAGCCAUUGUAAUCCAUUAAGCACAAUUCUAUUAUCCAGUAACAGUGACUUUGGAUAAUGAAUGUUCAUGAAAUUUCUUUUUUUUUGUUUCACAGGGAUUUGAAGCCAGAAAAUAUCCUUCUCGACUCUGAAGUAAGUGUGACAUCCUAACUCGGUUUGCAGUUCAUAAGUAGUCGGUUCUAUGUGGAGUAGCUUAGGGCUGUAUUCAUUACAACCUGCACUAGCAAUACUUAUGCAGUCUGUUUGUUUACAAACAGCUGUUCACAUACAAAUGUGUCUUGAAACUGGAAGCAUCCUCCCAUGGCUGUAGUCUACCUGGUAUUUUAACAUUACCCAAAAUAAUUCUGCAAUUAAAUUUAACCUCAGGUAAAAGUUGUACUUUAGUUUAGCCCUUACUAAGUGUUUCAGUGUUUACUACAAGUCAUUGGAACACAUUGUGAGAAUAUGAAUGUAUCAAACAAACCAAUCCAACUAGUUAUAGAGAAAGCAGGCAUCUGUGGUGAAGCCUAAUCCUUCACCAACUGACACAUCUAGAACACAUCUCUCACCAACGGCAGUGUCAUUUUCUGUUUGUUUAGAAGAGAAUGCUUGUGAUUUGAUUAUGUUUUACUCGUGUUUCCUGACCGGCCUUAUUGAGAAAGUGAGGAAAUUCCACAAUGACAAUAGAUGAUUUAGGACUGACUGAGGAUAAUGGGCGGUCUGUGUGGCUAACAGUGUCUAAAAUGUUCUGUCUCCCUUUCUUUAAAGGGACAUAUAGUUUUGACUGACUUCGGAUUGUGCAAGGAAGGAAUUUCCCAAGCCGAGACGACAAGCACAUUUUGUGGGACACCCGAGGUAACAUUGAGCAUUUAGCGAUGGUAGAUUAAUGCCACGUUCCCAUUUUAGCUGGUAUUUUGUUCACAUGACAUAUCACAAUGUUAGUGUCAAAUCACUACUAAUUAUUAACAAAGGAAAUUGUUUGGAAUGAAAAUUGUUAAGAGGGAGGAAUGAGGCCUCCCGAGUGGUGCAGCGGUCUAAGGCACUGCAUCACAGUGUUGCGGCGUCACUACAGCCUGGGGUUUGAUCCCAGGUGUGUCAUUACCGGUCGUGACCGGGAGUCCCAUAGGGAGGUGCACAAUUGGCCCAGCGUCGUCCGGGUUAGGGGAGGGUUUGGCCGGGGGGGCUUUACUUGGCUCAUCGCACUCUAGCGACUCCUUGUGGCGGGCCGGGCGCCUGCAGGCUGACUUCGGUCAUCAGUUGAACGGUGUUUCCUCCGACACAUUGGUGCAGCUGGCUUCAGGGUUAAGCGAGCGGGUGUUAAGAAGCAAGGCUUGGCGGGUCAUGUUUCGGAGGACGCAUGUCUCAACCUUCGCCUUUCCCAAGCCCGUUGGGGAGUUGCAGCGAUGAGACAAGAUCGUAAUCACGAAAAAGGGGGUAAAAAAAAAAAAGAGGGAGGAAUGAAAGUGGUUAAUAAUUUGACAUGCCUGUCUCCAUUUUAGGUGCCAUAUAAAGUUCUAUGGAUAGUAUAAGCAUGAUUCAUGUUUUCCAGGGCAGCGUAUGUAAUGUAAAUGUAAGAACCUUUUAAUGUCUAGAAUAGGGUUGCAAAGCUACCAGUAAUUUACCAAAGUCACCGGAAUCUAUGGCAAUCUAUAGUAACUCAGGUAAUAUAUACUUGAAUAACUUAAUCUAUUCAUAUAUACUGUAUUCAUUUUCUAUAUCUGUGUCCAUAUUGUCCAUGAGUUUCUAGUGGAUAAAAUAUAUGGUUCCAGAGAAAAUAGCCUAGUUACAUCUCUCACAAACAGCAGUUUCACUUUCAGUUUGUUUAGAAGAGAAUGCUUGUGAUUUGAUUAUGUUUUACUCAUGUUUCCUGACCGGCCUUAUUGAAAAAGUGAGGAAAUUGUGAGUGGGCUACUCUGUCCAAAAUUCCACAACGACAAUAGAUUAUUUAGUACUGACUGAGGAUAAUGGGCGGUCUGUGUGGCGGACAGUGUCUAAAAUGUUACUAAACACUGGGAUUCACUAAGUUGAUGGUUUAUAUUUAGGAUAAUGUUUUAUAGCUUUGACAUUCUGUUUUAUUUGAAAAUCCUCUUAUUUGAUUAUUUUAUAUAUCUUACAUGUGAUAAGGGCCAGAGAUAAUUACAGACACCUGUGAUCAUCAGAAGUAACCAAAAAGGCAUCUUAUAAAAUACAAAAAUAUGAAAGUUACCAAAAUCCUGGUAAUUUACUUGUAGUUUAUUUAGAACGUUUCUAGUAAUAUACCCUCCCUUUGCAACCCAAGUCUAGACCACUGUUCUGGAUUGAGACUGAAAAGGCCUGUCAAUGCUAAUGUAUUUAACUCUCUCCUCUCCCCAGUACCUAGCUCCAGAGGUCCUGAGGAAACAACCGUAUGACAACACAGUGGACUGGUGGUGUCUGGGAUCAGUGCUCUAUGAAAUGCUCUUUGGCCUGGUGAGUUACAGUAGUAGACAUUGAAAACAGGAACAAUAUUUACUGUCAGAGUGCACCGUUGACAUGCUGCCUGAUCACGCACUGCCCUUCCACUAAUACAUCCAUCUCCCCUCUGUUCCACAGCCUCCGUUCUACAGCAGAGACACCCAUGAGAUGUAUGACAACAUCCUUCACAAGCCCCUGAUGAUGCGUCCCGGAGCAUCCAACAUGGCCUGGUCCCUCCUGCAGGCUCUACUGGAGAAGGACGGCACACACAGACUGGGCUCCAGAGAUGACUUUGUGAGUGGUCAUCAUCACAGUCUCACAGCUGUGACUAGUGUAUCGCUGUAGCUGAUGGCAUCUGACUCCCUCUGGUGGAGAAAUAUUGUCAUGACAAGGGGUUGCGCAAUAGCUGCAGUGUUUGUACACUCAGUGUAUAUACAUUUCUCCUGGGCAGAUGGAUUGCAUUACACUACUUUCAUCAGUAUGAAGUAAAUAUCAUUUGCCUUGGUCGUUCUAGAACUGAAACAUAUCAAUUAUAUUCUAUUUUUUCAGAAUGAGAUCAAAGCUCACUACUUCUUCUCAGAGAUCAAUUGGGAUGACCUGGAACAGAGGAAGGUUCCACCUCCAUUCACUCCCAAUGUGGUAAAUGUUCUCAGGAUUAUAUCUGAUUCUGAUCACACAGACAUACACAGAUGUGUAAGACACCAGACCACAGGCAUGAAUGAACUGAAUGUUUUUUUCCUAUUUCGCAGAAUUCUCCUUAUGACAUCACAAAUUUUGAUCCAGAAUUCACAGACGAGACUGUUACGAACUCUGUGUGCUAUACUGAAGAUUCCAUAGUCAACGCCAGCGUGAUGGAGGCUGACGAUGCCUUCCUAGGUUUCUCGUAUGCACCACCCUCAGACGACUCCUUUCUAUGA